Messenger RNA from Acanthosepion pharaonis, 945 nucleotides. The record is from the annotation of a GenBank genome assembly. NCBI's taxonomy places the organism in Eukaryota, Metazoa, Mollusca, Cephalopoda, Sepiida, Sepiidae.
AUGAAUCCUUCCAUUCAUCCUUUCCUGUCUGUCUUUCUAACCUCUUUCUAUUCAUUCUUUUUUCAUUCUUCCUCUCCCCCUGAUUUCAUUUCUUACUUCAAUUCAUCCAUUCUUUCUUCCUAUUCCUUCCUUCCUUCCUUCCUUCCAUUCAUCCUUCCUUCCUUCCUUCCUUCCUUCUUUCUUUCCUUCCUUCCUUCUUUCUUUCCUUCCUUCCUUCCUUCCUUUAUUUUCAUCCAUCCAUUCAUCCAUUUUUUACUUCCUGUAUUCCUUCUAAUCACCCUUCCUUCCUUUCUACCAACCAUCCAUUCAUCCUUCCUUUCUUCCUGUCUUUCUACCUUCCUUCUAUUCAUCCUUCCUUUCUUACAUCCAUCCAUUCAUCCUUCCUUCCACUCUUCAUCCUUCCUUCCUCUCUUUCUAAUUUCCUUCUCUUCAUCCCCCAUUUCUUCUACUCUUCCUUCUUUCUGUUCAUCCAUCCAUUCCUCCUUCCUUCCUUCCUGUCUUUCCAACUUCAUUCUAUCCAUCCUUCCUUUCUUACAUUCAUCCAUCCUUCCUUCCUUCCUUCCUUCUCUUCCUUAUUUCUAUUUAUCCUUCAUUGUUUACCUUCUUUCCUUCCUGUCAUUCUUCUUAUUAUUCUUCCUUUUUUCCUUCAUCCAUGAUUCCUUCUUUUCUUUCUAUUCGUCCUUCCUUUCAUCUUUCUUUCAUGCUUGUAUUCGAUCUUUCUAUCUAUUCGUUCUUUUCUUUCUUCCUUCUAUUUAUUCAUCAUUCUUUCUCUCUUUCCUUCCUUCCUUUCUUCUUUCCUUCCUUCCUUCCUUCCUUUCUUCCUUCCUUCCUUUCUUCUCCCCUUCUUCCAUAUCCAUCAUCACAUUUUUUUUAUUUGUUUUCCUUUAUUACCAUUAUUGGCUUCUCCUUCCUUUUCUAAUUAUUUCCACUAUGUUCAUAUUAUAA